AUGGCUGUUAUUCAAAGAGUUGUGAAACCGAGAACAAAACGAGGUAAAAGAAUUUUGUUAAAAAAAGAACCCAAGAUUAUAGAAAACACAAAAAAUUGUGUGUUUAUUCCUGGUCGUAAAUCAUCUUUAUUAGUCAGCAGCUGCAUGAAAGAUUUGCUGAAACUCAAAAAGCCAGAUGCUGUCAUGUUAACUCAAAAAAACGAUGUUCUACCAUUUGACGAUGCCGUGCAAAUUGAAAAAUUAUUGCAGAAGCAUGAUGCAUCUCUAUUUUUUUUUUCAUCACACAAUAAGAAAAGACCAAACAAUUUGGUACUUGGCCGUACUUAUGACCAACACAUAUUAGAUAUGUUUGAAUUAGGUAUUGAAUCAUACAAAGGGUGUAGUGAAUUCAAAGGUUUAUCUGAAAUCUCAGCUGGUGUAAAACCAGUUUUGGUUUUCUUAGGUGAACAAUUUGACAGUGAUCAACAACUAAAACGUGUACGCAAUCUAUUUAUUGAUAUGUUUCAAAGGCAACCACUCAAACAGAUAAGACCAAAUGGUAUUGAGCAUGUCAUGUCUUUCACAGCGGUUGAUAGUAAAAUACUAUUACGUUCUUAUAGGACAGUUUUGACAAAAACCAGUUUAAAAACCCCACGUGUUGAGCUCCGUGAAGUUGGUCCAUCUGUUGAUUUUGUAGUGAGAAGAGAUCAUAUGGCUAGUGCUGAUCUAUUUAAAACUGCAUGCAAAAGACCCAACCUUAAGGGUAAGAAAAUCAAGAGUGUACGUCGUGACAAUUUCGGAUCUAAAUUGGGUCGUCUGCAUAUGACUAAGCAAGAUGUCAAUACAUUGCAAACAAGGAAAAUGAAGGGUUUGAAGAAAACAUACGCUGAGAGGAAAAUGAAAAGGAAGAGUGAUGAAGUUAAAAAUGGCCCAGCAGUUAAAAAACCUAAGGUUGCAGCUCAAAGUAAAAAAUUGAAGAAAUUUAGUAAAAAAGGAAGGAAACUAAGAGGCGGACAAGUUUAA
Macrosiphum euphorbiae (potato aphid) is the source of this 1002-nucleotide messenger RNA. The record is from the annotation of a GenBank genome assembly. Lineage: Eukaryota; Metazoa; Arthropoda; Insecta; Hemiptera; Aphididae.